Closterium sp. NIES-65 is the source of this 3075-nucleotide messenger RNA. NCBI's taxonomy places the organism in Eukaryota, Viridiplantae, Streptophyta, Zygnematophyceae, Desmidiales, Closteriaceae. The record is from the annotation of a GenBank genome assembly.
AUGCCGCCUAAAGGACGCCGUACCAAGAAGGGUAUGGAGAACGACCAUGAAAUCACGGAAGAAGGCUUACCUGUGACACCAUCCGCUGGAGGGGAGAUCAGGGACAAGGCGGCUGUUGUGAAUGGACCGUUUGAAGACUUGCUGGACCUUCAGAACGCCAAUGGGCAAGGGAACUCGUCAGGAAACGAUGUGGCUGAUGCAGACGCACCUGCUUUGGAUCCGACGGAAAAAAAUGGUGAUGCUGCUGCCGGAGGUGACAAUGCUGCUGACAAUGAUGCAUCUGGCGACGAUGAUGCAGCGUCAGAAAUGGCUCCUGAUGACGGAGAUGACGGUUACCUGAGCGACGACUCGGAUGAACACCUCGAGCCGGAUUCGCUUAGCACUGUUAUUGCACUUAAGCGUUUCUCCUUAACGCUGCUGGUGCCUUUUAACAGGAAAGCCGAGGUGACUCGUGCAGCAGUCACGAUUGCUGCACUGCUUGAUGACUGGAAAGAUCAGCUCUCACCUGACGCGCUCCAGACCACGACUUAUCAGGAGCUCUCCGCGAUGCAUCUUUCGCGCAGGCAUUUCGGCCGCUUGCAAGUCACUUUUAACCAUGUCCGGGACGCUAACUUUGUGUGGAAUCAGGUUAUCAAUCAUGAGUGCUUGAAUGGUGACUGCAUCAGCCUUACCUGGCAGCACCCCGAAGACGCGCGUUUCCUGCGCGAACGCAUUCUCAACCCAACCGCUAAGGAAGUGGUGCUGAAAGGGGUUCCGGCUGACCUUACCGCGGAGCUGAUCCGCCGCUUGCUGGUGGUUUCGAAGUUGAACCUGAGCAUGGCGCCACACACGGUCCUGCUGGGGGACCUCAACAUUGUAGCAGAUCCUGUGCUGGACAAGUCAUCUAAGUUGGGGACGCUGGCAGAAAAUCAGAGGCUUCUGCAGAUCUGUUCGGGGUGGGACCUGCAAGUUGCUUUCCGCAGUCUUCACCCGUGUCGUAAGGAGUACACCUUCUUCUCAAGAUCUGCGCGCACAAGCACAAGGAUAGACUGGAUCCUAGUGUCACACUCUCUUCUCAGCUGCGUGGUGGAAGCGAAACAUACCAUGGUCCCAUACGGAUUGACAGACCACUGGUUCGCUGUGGCGAUGUCGCUCAAGUCGGCUUCGUCGGAAGAGAACGGCCCGGGCUUGUGGAGAUUGCAGGCCCCCCAGGCCAGCGGUGACGGAGCCAGGAAUAUAAUCUCGGCGGUCUUGGACGCGCAGGAGAGUCGAGCUGAUCAGGGUUUGGAGCGGUUGCUUGCGAAUCUGCGAGCAGGCAUGAGGGCACAUGUGGCGGAGGAGAGAAAGCGGAUAAGGGCGACGAUUGUUUAUCUGGAGAGGAAAGUGGAAAACCUACGCUGGAGGGUGAUGGCUGAUCCGUCAGCGCAGGAUGUAUAUGAGGAACUAGUGAAAAACGAGGUAGCGCUGAAACUCUACCAUGACAGCAACAGGGAGAGGCUGCAGGUCAUGACGGGUGUGCUGAUGGAGUUAGCGGGUGAGACGCCUUCACCUUUCCUGUCAGGCCUGGUCAAAUCAAGGAAGGCGAGGACGGAGGUCAGCAAGCUCUGUUUCAAAGGUCGGCGGUAUAAGGGCGCAAGAGAGGUGCUGAUGGCUGCAUCAACAUAUUUCAAGGAAGCGUAUGAGGCCCCUCUCCAGCAGAGUCUUACCGAACCGUGGCCGAUAGAGGAGGGGUGCACUCUACGGGACUCUGACAGGGCUCAGCUCAGUCGGGGGUGGACGGAGCAGGAGGUAAAGGCGGCGCUCAAAGGUCUCCCAUCAGGAAAGGCUCCUGGACAGGAUGGGUUGCCGAAGGAGUUUUUCGAGCGUAACUGGGACCUGCUGGGGCCGGCGGUGCUGAAGGAGAUACGAGCGUUUGAGCUGUCGGCGGAACUCUCGGAAGCUUUCACUACUGCAGUCACAAUUCUCCUGCACAAAAAAGGCGACAAGGAGUCAAUAGGCAAAUACCGCCCGAUUACUCUGCUGAGUUUUUUCUACAAGCUGCUCGCGAAGGUGCUGGCAAAUAGGAUUAAAGUGGCCUUACCGCGGGUGAUCUCCCCGAACCAGUUCGGCUUCCUCCCCGGCAGAAGCUUGAAGGAAGCAGUAUCACUGGUAGCAGACGUGAUUGACGCAGCGGCGGAAGGAGAUGAGGACUGGCUACUUCUUCUCGUGGACUUUCAAAAAGCGUACGACUCGGUGUCUCGGGAGUACCUGUUCAAGACACUGAGGGACAUGGGUUUCCCCGACAAAUUUAUAAAGUGGGUGAAGGGUCUGCAUGAUGGUGCUGCCACGAGGCUCCUACUCAACGGCUGGUUGGGGGAUCGAGUGGAGAUGCUCAAGGGAGUGCGGCAAGGGUGCCCGCUCGCACCGUACUUGUUUCUUUGCGCCGUCGAGCCACUCUGCCAGGAGGUGGAGAGGAGAGGGCUUGGAGUAAGGAAAAGAGGAGUGGCUGGGGAGUUGGCGUAUGUCGGUUAUGCUGACGAUACUACACUGGUGCUGAAAGGAAAGGAGCAGGUGGUAAAGGCGAAGUCCCUGCUAGACGACUUUGCUGCGAUCUCGGGGUUAAAGAUAAACAGAGAGAAAACGAUACUGAUGCCGCUGGGGAUUAACAGGAGACGAGUGCAGCCGGACGACUCACCUUUCAAUUGGGCGACAAAAGACGUACCAGAGCGGCUGCUCGGAGUGUGGAUUACGUCUGGGGGGUUGCCGGUGCCGGCUUGGGAUAAAGCUUUCGAGAAGGUGAGCGCGGUGUUGAGCUGCUGGGCAUCGAAACACCUGAAGACUUCGGCGAGAGUCACCAUCAUAAACUGUUACGCGAUGCCGAUUCUUCCUUUUCAAGCGCAGAUUUACGCUCCACCGCACGACAUAUGGAAGAAGGUGCAGCGGCUGAUCCACAGCUUCAUCACAGAUGGCAAGUCACUAUUUGACAGGCACUUCUUCUUGUGGAGCUAUGAGCUGUCAUGCAGGGAGCGGAAGGAGGGGGGGUUAGGGGUUAUCGACCCAAAGCACAGGAUCAACGGCAUGGUUAUUCAAAACCUUGGAAAGGCAGUAGCGGAGUAG